AUGGACGCUGAGAACUUCACUUCAGAAGCAGAGUUCAUUCUCUUGGGACUCACCUCUCAUCGAACAGAACAAAUUCUGGUCUUUGCGGUCUUCCUAACAAUCUACUUGCUCACAGUUUUGGGUAACCUGCUGAUCAUCCUGUUGGUACACACUGAUGCUCAACUGCACACACCUAUGUACUACUUCCUCAGCCAUCUUGCAGGAACAGAUAUUGUGUAUGUCACUACCACUUUGCCUCAGACGCUAGCUCACCUCCUCGCUGGAAAUGGAGUGCUCUCCUCAAUACGUUGUAUGCUACAGGGAGGCAGUGCACUGAGCAUGGGCAGUACAGAAUGCUUGCUCUUGGGAGUCAUGGCUUACGAUCGCUACUUGGCCAUCUGCAACCCUUUGAAAUAUGCUUCCGCCAUGGACAAGAAGCUCCAACACCUGCUUGCCAGUUCCUGCUGGAUCAUAGGGUGCCUCUUCUCGAUGGUGAAUGCUGUUUGCAUCUUUCAUCAUUCUUUCUGUGGUCGUAAUUCCAUUAACCACUUCACAUGUGAGUUGCAAUUUGUCCUGAAGCUGGCAUGUGGCGAUGUCAAACACACCAAAGCCAUUCUCAAUGGUUUGUCAGCAUUUAUUGUUCUGGUUCCCUUUUCUAUUAUUUUGUGUUCCUACAGUUGCAUCCUGUAUUCCAUUUGUCAAAUGCGGUCGGCUGCGGGUUGGCAGAAAGCUCUCUCCACCUGUGGCUCCCACCUUGCUGUGGUCACCUUGUUCUAUGGUACCAUUAUCUCUAUAUACAUAAUCCCUCAAUCAAGCUCAUAUCCUGACCGGGAGAAAAAAAUUGCAGUCUUGUACAUUGUGGUGACUCCACUGCUUAACGCUAUCAUCUAUACCCUGCGGAACAAGGACAUCCAUCAGGCUAUGAGUAGGGUGUGGAAAAGGGGCUGCUUUGAGAAAAAGCCAUGA
Thamnophis elegans (Western terrestrial garter snake) is the source of this 945-nucleotide messenger RNA. RefSeq names its product olfactory receptor 1D2-like. Bases 1 to 945 code for a protein of 314 amino acids. Gene Ontology annotation, biological process: G protein-coupled receptor signaling pathway. The record is from RefSeq and is a predicted model, not a curated record. The transcript has a single exon. Gene Ontology annotation, molecular function: olfactory receptor activity; G protein-coupled receptor activity. Gene Ontology annotation, cellular component: membrane. Lineage: Eukaryota; Metazoa; Chordata; Lepidosauria; Squamata; Natricidae.